Uranotaenia lowii is the source of this 2597-nucleotide messenger RNA. Its product is annotated as titin-like. The transcript is spliced from 2 exons. The coding region runs from base 55 to 1914 and encodes 619 amino acids. The record is from RefSeq and is a predicted model, not a curated record. Lineage: Eukaryota; Metazoa; Arthropoda; Insecta; Diptera; Culicidae.
GAAAAUUGCGACCAGUAAACUUUCUUCUCUCAAGCCAUCUAUAGGUGUAUCGCAAUGAAGUUUACGAUACUAGCCGCCUCCUUGGCUGUGGUGUUUACGGCGGCUUUGGCACUGGACACCAAAAGCGAAUCUCCGGCCGCCGCCGCCGCUGUUGCCGCCAGCAACGACCAACCGAAGAACCUGCCGCAAACACCUGCCGAAGACCGGGCCGAAUGGGCGGGAACAGUUGUCCGAAAGGUAGAGAAACGUCACACCGGCAAGAAGAUUCACAUCUUCCUGGGCGGCAAACCGAGUAAGGGCAAAAAGUCGAAGAAACCAAACCCGGACUACGAAACCGCGGAGACGCAAACGCGCAAAACGCCGGAGCUGACCACUCGUUCCGACAAGGCGGAGGAUGAUACGAGCACGGCGGCGUCUUCGAACGCAUCGGAUGCAGUCGUUGGCGAAAGUCAACACUAUGAAGUUCCCGAACAUAAUAUCGUGAAGGAGAAGGUCAAGAUCAAGCAUCACCACCAUCAUCAUCACCAUAAUCAUAUCAAAACGGUCGUCAAGAAGGAACCGUACCCGGUGGAAAAGGUGGUUCAAGUGCCGGUCGAAAAGAUAGUUCACGUGCCCAAACCGUAUCCGGUAGAAAAAGUCGUCGAAAAGGUCGUGCACGUACCAGUGGAAAAGAUUGUCCAUGUGCCGAAACCGUACCCGGUGGAGAAAGUUGUGGAAAAAAUCGUCCAUGUGCCUAAGCCGUACCCGGUAGAGAAGAUUGUUGAAAAGCCAGUUCAUAUUGCAAAGCCCUAUCCCGUCGAGGUCAAGGUUCCAUAUCCGGUAGAAAAAAUUGUCCACGUUGACAAACCAUACCCAGUGGAGAAAAUUGUUGAGAAAAUAGUCCAUGUCCCUAAACCGUACCCUGUUUACAAACAAGUUCCGGUCCCAGUCGAGGUCAAGGUUCCAUACGAAGUUCCGAAGCCUGUGCCUUAUCCAGUUGAAAAGAAGGUACCUUAUCCCGUUGAAGUGAAAGUCCCAGUAGAAGUAGAGAAGAAGAUUCCUGUACCGUAUAAGGUCGAAGUAGAAAAGAAGGUUCCAGUUCCAGUGAAAGUAUACGUUCCAGUUGAGAAAAAGGUUCCAUUCCCCGUUCCUGUUAAGACUUCUUCCUAUUCCUAUGCGGAUUACUCCGGAACGAGGCUACACCCAUUCGAAUCACAACAGCACGAGGUUAAGCACUACGGAGAUGAAUACUCCAACGGCGAGGAGAGUUACCGAAGAACAACCAAAACCACCUACAAGAAGAACAAACUAAAGAAGAAGAAGAACGAAGGCUACCGACACCAGGAAUCGCACCAAUCAGCGCCAGUAUCUGAAGACAGCCACGACAGUCAAACGGCACAGGGACCGUAUCUUGCUAGCUCCUCUAGCGCGGAAAAUUCGCAGCAACAGCAAAACGGUGCUCAAUACUCACAAACGACAAUCUUCACGCACCCUUCAUCAAAUAACCAACAGCAACAGCAAGCACAAGAUCCGCAGCAGUACAAUAGCCAGGAGAGUAGUAACUUCUUCAAUCAACAAUUGCUUCAGUAUAGCCAGCAACCUAAAUACGGCCCCCAGAUGUUCACACAGCAGAACGAUUACCAGGGGCAAGCAACUAGUAGCGAAGCGCAUCAAUUUGGCCAGGUCGAUCACUACGGUUCGGGAAGCUCCCAACAGGAAGUGAUUGCGACACCACAACCACCGUCGGGUGCUGCAGCCCAUCUCGCGUAUGACCUCUCGCAGGCAGCAAUGCCUCAAGCUUUUGCUUUGACGGCGCCAACCAAUCCGGGGACUGCCUUACAGUUCGAAGGUCAACCACAACCGUUCCAGCUUCUACAGCUAGCGCCCUUCCAGUAUCAGACUCCAACAGGAUUCUCUCUGCCCACCGCUCGAUAAGCAACGGGCAUCUAGCAAUUCACUUGCACAAACAAAACCAAACACUCGAGUCACUUUUGCAGUAGUUGUGACUCGUUCCGACAAGACUGUGAAACCAAAAAACCCCAACUUUGUUCACCGUUACCAAAGUUCCGAAGGCUGACCGGUCUUCGGAAAACUUAUUUAUAAGCACCAUUGUUGGUCCCAAGAUUAUUCGCGAAAAUUGUCUAGUUUCAAAAGCCACAAAAAAACAGUAAUUGUAAAACAGUGAUCACUGUUUUUCAAUAUUUUGUUCUAAAUAUCUUUAGAUCGUAAGUUUUCUGUUGAGUCAGGGGCUGGAGUCAGGAGCGUUUUAUUAGUAGUGACAUCGGCCAUUGCUUCGACGAAACAAUGGUCUCGAAUACCGCGGAAGCUCGUCGAUGCACUGGCCGAUUUCAGCAUUGUUUUAGCUGUUUUAAAUAUUUGUUAGAAACCAAUCGAAGCUCAUUAUGUAAGCGUGAUAUUAAGUUUAAUAGUAAACUUCUCUCGAUUUGUUGGACGGAAAUGUCGUUUGAGAUGAUAGGCAGCCUAGGAAUGAGACGGUACGAGAAAAGCAAUACAUUUUGUACAUAAUUUACUUCCUUCUAUUGAAGAAACUAUUUUGUGGUAAGGCAGAUUGAUGCUAAUAGUUGCAAAUACAUACAAUUAUCGAAAAGAACUGCUCU